Messenger RNA from Trichomycterus rosablanca, 1073 nucleotides. RefSeq names its product presenilin enhancer, gamma-secretase subunit (gene psenen). The record is from RefSeq and is a predicted model, not a curated record. NCBI's taxonomy places the organism in Eukaryota, Metazoa, Chordata, Actinopteri, Siluriformes, Trichomycteridae. The transcript has 4 exons. Gene Ontology annotation, cellular component: gamma-secretase complex. Gene Ontology annotation, biological process: Notch receptor processing. Bases 113 to 418 code for a protein of 101 amino acids.
CCUGUCACAAGGAAGCGGAUGUUAGUUAAUUUUUCGUCUCAAAGCCGUUUUCAAGCUCUAAUGUGUGUUUUGUAACAUUUUUACAGAUCGAGUUUUACAUAUAAAGGAAAUCAUGAAUUUGGAGCGCAUUCCCAAUGAGGAAAAACUAAGUCUUUGCAGGAAAUAUUAUUUGGGUGGUUUUGCUUUCUUGCCUUUCCUGUGGCUGGUUAAUGUUGUGUGGUUUUUCAAAGAGGCUUUCGUAAAACCUGCAUACACAGAACAACCCCAGAUCAAAACCUAUGUGAAGAAGUCCGCUUUGGGGUUGAUGCUGUGGGUAGCCGUGCUUACAACCUGGAUCACCAUAUUUCAGCAUUGCAGAGCACAGUGGGGAGAUGUGGCUGACUACCUUUCUUUUACCAUUCCUCUCGGCACACCGUGAACAGAUUCUCUGUGACACUACCAACACAUUUCUUUUAUUUUACUUUAUUCCAUCUACUGACGACUUUAUACAGCUGGUACUGCGUAUUAGCUACAAAGACUAAAUUGUUAACAAAUUAGGUUGGCAUUAAACUAAAAUAAGGGGGAGCCAUUUUAUUGUAAGAAAAAUACAUUUAAAAAGUUUGCCCAAGACAGAUUGGGCAAUGUACACACUAAGGCUACAUUCACACUGCAGGUAAUGUGGACUUAUAUGCACAUUUAGUCCCAAAAGUGCUUCUUAUUAUUUUUCUUUACUUCCUAUUUGCCUUUUAUUAGGGAAUUUAGAUGCUAGCAUUUUACAAGUAAUAUGAAGGCUCACACAUGUCUGAACAGUAAAAUUGGCUUAACAGUACUACUAAGCUAGCAUCUGGCACAGGCUUGUUCUUUUGCUCAUACAGCUCAUUUGAGAAGCGUGAUCUAUAGGCUACAUUAAAACAACCUAAAACAUGGCAUUUGAAAGGAAAAUCAGUAUUUAACGGUUAGCAGUGUGAAUGUAGCCGAAGGUUCAGUAAUUUAAGUGUCUCUUAUUCUGUAUUAGAUAAUGUUUUAUAGUAUACUGUUUAUUUCAUGAAUUCAUAACCUUGCUUGAGGUAAAAAAAAUAAACUGAUCCAAUCAA